AUGCCAGCCCACACACAGAAAAGCAAAGAGGCUUUUGUCAAGAAGGAACAACCGACCACUGCGUAUCUAUCCAUCACGGUAGAACCUUGUCCUGAGCCCUCAAUUCCCACAUUUGACAAGAGUGUCGAAUCCUGCGUCGUCUCAAAGAUAACGUUACUGCUAGCUCUGCUACUGCUAGUAGGGAUAACCAUCUCUUUGACUUCAUUCGAGACUUCGUUCGAGACUUCAUUAAGCUCGAUUGAAAUUUUUAAUGAGCAAGAACCUGAUGACGCCCACGAUUUCGAAAAACGUGAGGUGGAAAAUUGUGUGCCAUAUGACAUUUACUCAACAAUCGUUGGAUCUCAAGCCUUUGUACAAUGGUCAACACGACGUACGUAUAUUCCUCAAGUAAAUCUUCAAAAGGCUGACGAUGCCAGCCCAGCACUCGCGAAUCCGUGGCGUUCAUGCCAUGACGUGGUCAAUGAUGUUGAAGUUCGCUACCGUCGACUUGGUGCAAACUUUACAAUGCUCGCUUCAAAGGAGCCUUUCAUGAGGAAGGUUGCAACCUCAAAUGCUACAAGCGAAGCCACGUUUAGUUCGCACUCUGCUUGGAUCGAUCUCGAUUCAAACGAGUCGUCUUACGAGUUCACUGUCGGCUCAAUUCUCCACGGCUGGUCGGCAAUUCACCGACUUGGUGUCAACAUCCCGUACCGAGGAGAUGAAGCAGAGCAUUGCCGUCCAAAACAUGUCCACACGGCGUAUGGACACACACCAGACAGUUUUUCCGUGCAGUGGAUGACCAAGCAGUUUUGUGCAAAGGGAGUCGCUCAGUUGAGGCUAGUGGAAGGGUAUCAUGCUCAUAUUGACAUCGACAUCAUCAAGACGACACCUGUGAUGGCUUAUGCAAACACGACGCUGUUUGAGGAUGAUGGUAAAGCUCAGUCCAAGCGCUGGAUGCAUGUUGUAAGACUUGAAGGCUUAAAGCCUGAUACUAGAUACACUUACGUCGUAGGAAAUACGCACUACUCGUCCUGGUCGAUUCCGUUUGUGACUAAAACGGCACCCGCCCGGUCGAUCGUUGGAGACCAGCCCAAGCCGAUGCGAUUUCUCGUAACUGGGGACAUCGGUUACCAAAACGCAGCUACAUUACCGAUGAUGCAAUCUGAAGUCGCAGAAGGCAGCGUGGAUGGCGUGGUGUCUGUCGGAGAUUAUGCGUACGAUCUGGAUCUGAUCGACGGCCACGUAGGAGAUAUCUUCAUGCAGCAGAUUGAACCAAUGGCUGCCAGUGUACCUUUCAUGGUUUGUCCUGGAAAUCAUGAGCAUCACAACACCUUUAGCCACUACUCUGAACGCUUUCGACUCAUGCCAAGUAACAAAUACGAAGGGGUCGAAACAGUGCAUGUCGGUGGCCAUUCAAAAAACGUCGAGCCCCAAAAGGUGCCUAACAAUUGGUUUUACUCUUACGACGUGGGACUUGUGCACUUUACUGUCAUCUCAACAGAAAUUUAUUUCAAAAAGACGUUUGAGGUCGACGGUGACGUGAUUGCACGUCAGGAAGCGUGGAUAGAGCAAGAUCUUGCCAAGGCUAAUGCAAACCGGGAGCAGACUCCGUGGCUUAUUGUCAUUGGACAUCGUCCGAUGUAUUGCACGUCUGAUAGCACUAAUUGCGGCGAGAAGGCGGCAAUGCUUCGUAACAGACUCGAAGACAAGUUUCAUAAGUAUGGCGUUGAUCUUUAUCUAUGUGGCCACCAGCACAAUUAUGAGCGAGCAUUUGACGUGUACAAGUCAAAGACGUGGAAGCGGACGCGCAAUAUGCGUGCUACGACGCACAUUCUUUCAGGAGCAUCGGGUCAGUACCUUACGACGAUCAUGCGCAAAUCUUUUGAACGACCGACAGAGACCUGGGAUGCCUUUCGAAAUAACAUCUUUGGUUACUCGCGCAUGGAAGUUGUGAAUGCCACGCAUUUAAACUGGCAGCAGGUUGAAGCUGACCCAGAGAACCCAGCUGCACGUGGGCUAUAUGGAAAAAUCAUUGAUGAUGUCUGGCUUGUACAAGAGCGACACGGUAGCUUUGAUGUUGUGUCGGAAUAA
Messenger RNA from Plasmopara halstedii, 2070 nucleotides. Its product is annotated as iron zinc purple acid phosphatase-like. The transcript has a single exon. Gene Ontology annotation, molecular function: metal ion binding; acid phosphatase activity. Lineage: Eukaryota; Oomycota; Peronosporomycetes; Peronosporales; Peronosporaceae. The coding region runs from base 1 to 2070 and encodes 689 amino acids. The record is from RefSeq and is a predicted model, not a curated record.